Patiria miniata (bat star) is the source of this 2851-nucleotide messenger RNA. RefSeq names its product metabotropic glutamate receptor 3-like. Gene Ontology annotation, molecular function: group II metabotropic glutamate receptor activity. The record is from RefSeq and is a predicted model, not a curated record. Gene Ontology annotation, cellular component: membrane. Lineage: Eukaryota; Metazoa; Echinodermata; Asteroidea; Valvatida; Asterinidae. Gene Ontology annotation, biological process: G protein-coupled glutamate receptor signaling pathway; regulation of synaptic transmission, glutamatergic. The transcript has 2 exons. The coding region runs from base 266 to 2851 and encodes 861 amino acids.
UGAUGUACAAUGGUGUAAAUCUUUUUGCGACACCGCAGGAGGAAUACCAAACAGAAGACAGUUUUCAGACAGCAAAUGUCACUUACGACCAGAACGUGCUGAAUUUAUUUUGAACUCGUAUUCUCUCGGCUAUCCAACCACUUUGCCUGCUAAAAUCCACAGGGUACAUAAAUUAUACCUGGAUUUUGCAACAAGGACGUGAGGAGUAUUCGUCGCCGUCUCCAGAUUGCCAGUUCGUUUCAUUGUACAUGUACUAGGAUUCGUCAUGUCGAAAGCAGUUUUCUUGUGGAUUGUUCUCCCCCUCUUGGCAGAGACUAUCGUGCCGACAGUUGCUUAUUCUCAGGCACACAGGGCCUGCUAUUCAUUCACGAAGCCCGGAGAUGUGAUCCUCGGCGGAUUACUUACGGUGUCCCCCAGCUCAGCUAAAAAUCUGUGCCACAGUAAGAUUAACACCAACUGGCUGAUCAAGAACGCGUUGGCUAUGGACUUCGCAGUUGAAGAUAUCAACAAGCGGCGAGACUUGUUGCCGGAUGUUACCCUGGGCUACGACCUACGGGAUGAUUGUUCAUCUGAGGAGCUCUCCCUCUGGCAGACGCUGACCCUUGUAAGUCCGGAUAGUCCCACGACUUUCAAGGAUCUCUGUUCCCUUGAGACGCCCCGCACAGGUCCAGUGGUUGGCCUGGUAGGCACCGGCUCUAGCGAGACCAGCAUCCCGGUCAGCCAACUCGGCCAACUGUUCGAAGUGCCGGUGGUGUCGCACGGAGCGCACAGCGAUGAAUUCAGCGACCGGGAGAAGUACGCCUACCUCUUGAGGACCUCCACGCCGGACCGGCUGCGGGUGGAAGCCAUUCUGGAUAUCUUGGAGCAUUUCGGGUGGGUGUACGUGGCCUUACUCUACUCUGCCGACAGUGAGGGUAUCCACGGGGCCAUGCAGUUCGAAGCCUCGGCCGCAAAGCGCAACGUGUGUCUUGCUAUGUCCUCCUACGUACGGGACUCCGCAUCCGAAGAGGACCGCAACGAAAUAGUGGCCAAGAUGUUGGAGUAUGACGCUUCCACAGUCAUUGUCACCUUCCUUGGUCGCGUUGACGCCCUGGACAUGUUGCAGUCGUUCAGGGAGGCGGGCUUGACUCACCGCUACAUCUGGGUCGCCGCCCAGAUAUGGGAAAAUCUACUUGACAGGCAGGACCUACACGAAGUCACGAGUGGUGCGAUCUUCCUGAAGUUCACCAACGAACCAGUGCCCAAAUUCAAGAAUUAUGUCUCGUCUCUGAUCCAUACUCCGUGGGAAAAUCUGAGUGAAUGGUCUCAGGAUGCACUCUGCAGUGAUAAGGACUUCACAAACUGCUCCAGUCUUCAUAAGCUGUCACUGGGGCAUUCUCUUCUAGGUGAAGAAACGCCAGUCGUGAACGCUGUGCGAGCAUUUGCCCACGCCAUACACGCUUACAUCGAGGAUGUAUGCGCUGGUAGGCCUAACUGCAUCCACAAGGAAGGCAUCACUGGACGCCUUUUGUUGUCCUACCUGAAGAACGUGUCUUUCCCCGCCCCAGGAGGGGAAUUCUCUUUCAAUAGCUACGGGGACGGAGGUGGGGCAUACACGAUCAACAACUACCAAGAAGUCGACAGUAAAUACACCAUGGUAGACGUCGGUCACUGGAGCUCAUCCACCGCUGGGCUGUGCCUGAACGAAACCUUGAUGCGUUGGCAGAAUGGGAGCAGGGAGAUACCCCUGUCCAACUGCCGCGAGGUCUGCCAGGCCGGCUAUUUUUCAGUACCACGGGGGAGGUGUUGCUCCGGGUGCCACUCAUGCCCAAUCGACACUAUCGUAAAGGGGAACGAUUGCGAACGUUGCGGGCAGACGGAGUGGCCGGAUCCCUCCCGCACCCAGUGUCGUCAGAUCGCCCCGACUCCGAUGGAUUACGGGAACCAUGUGGUCAUCUUACUGCUGACCCUGUCCGGCCUGGGCAUCGCCCUCUGCGCACUGACCGCGGUGCUGGCAUUGGCCUACCGGAACCACGCCCUGAUCAAAUGCUCCAGUCGCGAGCUGAUCUGCGUCAACGUCCUGGGUCUCACCUUGGCAUUCGUGACGGGCGGUUUGAUUCUCCUGCCCCCGGUACCUACCACCUGCAUCGUCGCUGAGACCGGGAUCGCCUUCAGCUUCACCCUCAGCUUCGCCCCGACUCUCCUGAAGGUAGUCCGGAUAUACAGGAUCUUCCAGGCGGGGCGGCGGUCCGUGAAGCGGCCACGCUUCAUCUCACCGAAAUCUCAGAUGACAAUGGUCGUCUUGUUUGUGUUGAUCCAGGUUCUGAUAGCCGCAGUGUCGAUUCUUACCAGCCCCUCCAAGCCAGAGACUCUCGCUAGACCGAACGCAAACGGCAUGAUGCACGUGGUGGAACUCUUCUGCCAGUUCGGUGUCGGUUUUUACGCCAGCGGCCUGUACAACCUGCUACUGAUCUUGGGCUGCUGCCUGGCCGCCUUCAAGGCCCGGAAGGUACCCAGCAACUACAACGAGUCCAAGUUCAUCGCGGUCAGCGUCUACUCCACCCUGGUGCUGUGCCUGGCCGCCGUGCCGGUCUACACCACGGCCGUGGACGUGCUGCAGAAACUGGCCACGGUGUGCCUCGCCGUACAGCUCAACGCCUACCUGACGCUGGUCUGUGUCUACCUGCCCAAGCUCUGUGCUAUCCUCUCCGUCAAAGAGGGCGGGGUGACCCUGACGGCUUGCAACACCGCUCCCUGCUCGCAGGCACCAUUAGAAUCCGUUCACCGGAACCUACGCUUGGUUGAUGCCAUUAAGGUUCACCCUAUGCCAUCCAUUGACACGUCUGUCCCCUGCAGAUCAUCCAUUAUUUAA